GUUAAAGUUUGCUAAUGGCAGUAACAUAUCUUCUCCGGCGUUACAAGCCGGCGACAAUAUCAUCAGUUUUGUCUUUCUCGACGAAAUGUUUUGUUGGACGAACAUCAUCACUCUCUGUUCCAACGGAAGCUCCUCCGGUUCCAAAGAAGAUCCCAUUCGCAAUCUCAUCUCAUGGGAUCACAAGACAAGAUCCUUUCCAUUGGAUGAAGAAUACGGACGACACCGAUUUCGUCGACUUCCUCAAGCGUGAGAACUCAUACUCUCAAGCUUUCAUGGCUGACACAGAAACCCUGAGGCGUGAUUUAUUCUCCGAGAUGAAAACUCGUAUUCCAGAAGAGAUUUUCACUCCUCCUGAGCGUUGGGGACAAUGGUUAUAUAGACAAUACAUACCCAAAGGAAAAGAGUAUCCUCUUCUAUGUAGGAGAUUGGAGAAGGGUAAAACAAAUUGGCUCUCUGGUCUUUUUCGUGGAGAAGAAGAAGAAGUUGUGCUUGACUGGAAUCAAAUUGCAGAGCAGUUUGGUUAUGUUCAUGUUGGAGUUUGUCGGGUUUCACCUGAUCAUAACUAUCUGGCGUACACGGUUGAUCCCGAAGGAGGUGAGCGUUUCAUUCUCCAGAUUAAGGAUUUAAGAACUGAUCGGUUAGUUCCGAGGUUGGAAGUUGAUGGAGUUGUUAGCUUGGCAUGGGCUUUAGAUGGAAUCACCUUGUUUUACACUGUUACAGAUGAAAACCAAAGACCUCACAGGGUUGUUGUCACAAAUGUUGAAUCAGAUGGGAGAGAUGAUGCCGUAGUGUUUACCGAAAGAGAUUCCAGUUUCUGUGUAGACAUAACGACCACAAAAGAUGGCAAGUUUGUUACUAUCAAUUCAAACUCAAGGACUUCAUCCGAGGUUUAUAUUGUAAAUGCUGAUAAGCCAAUGGCUGGUUUGCAAAGAACUCGCGAACGAGUUCCUGGCGUGCAGUGUUUUCUUGAACAUCACAAUGGGUUCUUUUACAUUCUUACAAAUUCUCCCUCAAAUGCAAUUAGUGAGUGGUCUGGUGAAGGCUACUAUUUGACUAGAUGCUUAGUAGAGGAAAUUGAAGCAUCUGACUGGCAGACUGUUUUCCGUCCAGAUGAUGAUGUGGUUAUACAAGAUAUGGACAUGUUCAAUGACUACUUAGUGCUUUAUCUUAAUAAGAAAGGCUUACCUAUGCUCUGUUCCAUUGAUAUGCCCAUAAAAGCAAAUACGAAGCAUAUGGAUGAUCUUGUUCCCUGGUAUUUUCCACUUCCAGUUGAUUCAUGCAGUGUUGCCCCUGGUUCAAACCACGACUUCCAGAGCUCUAUAUACCGAGUGGUGCUUUCGUCUCCUGUGAUUCCUGACACUAUCGUUGACUAUGACGUGUCAAGAAGAUUGUUCUCAAUUGUGCAGCAGGAGGGAGGGGUUGUAGAUAAUUCUGAUAGUAGUAAGCCAUGGUACACAGCAGAUCGCUCUACAGAGAAUAACGGUCAACUUAAUGAUAGAACCAGCGAGGGAGAAGAUGGUCAGUUAGAUUCUCGAAUGCCUAAAUGGGAGGACUUAUCUGAUACAUAUGUUUGUGAAAGACAAGAAGUUUCUUCACAUGACGGAGUUGAAGUCCCUCUUACAAUUCUGUAUUCACGAGAAGCAUGGAAGAAGAGUGAGUCACCGGGAAUGUUGAUAGGUUAUGGCGCUUAUGGAGAAGUUUUGGACAAAAGCUGGUGCACAAAUCGAUUGAGUAUGCUUGAUCGUGGUUGGGUGAUUGCUUUUGCUGAUGUGAGGGGAGGAGGCAGUGGGGAGUUUUCAUGGCACAAAUCCGGAACUAGAUCGUUGAAACAAAAUUCAAUCCAAGAUUUCAUAUACAGUGCUAAAUAUCUAGUCGAAAAAGGCUAUGUGCAUAGACAUCAUCUUGCUGCUGUUGGGUACAGUGCAGGAGCUAUUCUUCCAGCUGCAGCUAUGAAUAUGCACCCGAGUCUAUUUCAAGCUGUGAUUUUGAAGGUUCCUUUUGUAGAUGUAUUAAACACAUUAUCGGAUCCAAAUUUACCUCUCACACUCCUGGACCAUGAAGAAUUCGGGAACCCAGACAACCAAACUGACUUCGGAUCGAUCCUUAGCUAUUCUCCAUAUGAUAAGAUACGAAAAGAUGUUUGCUAUCCGUCCAUGCUUGUCACUACUUCGUUUCAUGACUCAAGGGUUGGAGUAUGGGAAGGUGCAAAAUGGGUGGCUAAGAUAAGGGAUAGUACGUGCCACGACUGCUCCCGAGCUGUGAUUCUGAAAACAAAUAUGAACGGAGGGCAUUUUGGUGAAGGUGGUCGCUAUGCUCAAUGCGAAGAGACUGCCUUUGAUUAUGCUUUUCUUCUCAAAGUUAUGGGUCAUCACAACAAUAGAUAAAAGCAUCACAUCAUCUUUGGUUUAGCAUCAAAUGAUUUUAUAAUAGUCUUUCACUUUAAGGUU
Molecule: messenger RNA, 2447 nt
Organism: Arabidopsis thaliana (thale cress)
Lineage: Eukaryota; Viridiplantae; Streptophyta; Magnoliopsida; Brassicales; Brassicaceae
Product: Prolyl oligopeptidase family protein
Exons: 10
Coding region: 15-2384 (789 amino acids)
Biological process (GO): proteolysis
Molecular function (GO): serine-type peptidase activity; serine-type endopeptidase activity; peptidase activity
Source: RefSeq, marked reviewed